Heterotrigona itama is the source of this 1090-nucleotide messenger RNA. The record is from the annotation of a GenBank genome assembly. NCBI's taxonomy places the organism in Eukaryota, Metazoa, Arthropoda, Insecta, Hymenoptera, Apidae.
AUGGACUUUAAAGGACCAAAGAGGCAAAAUCAAGUUCAUCAUUAUAACAAGAAUAUGAAACGUAAAGUUAUAUAUACUUACAUGUCCAUUUCAAAAGUAUAUCACUCUUUAUCAAAGUUGAUGGAAAAUUAUUGGUAUCACUAAAUUUACUGAGGACUUUUUGCGAAUUGAAAUCAAUUAUUGCUUUUAAUUCUUAAUGGUUUACUUUGAAUCCACACUUAAUUUUUUUUUUUCGUAAUUGCACGUAAAAGGAAACGCGUGUAACGUACCAUCGACGCCCGGUUGGUUGACAAUAAGACAGUAAGUUAUUUGAAAGUUGACGAAAAUUCUGUAGAGUAGGUAGAGAAGAGAAAUCGUUUGAAGGAUUGUAGCCGGUGAAUCGAUGUUUUUCCUCGUUAACCUGCAUCUGUGGUGCUGUUCAGGCAAAGUGGACGAGAAAGCGACGCAACUGCACGCGAUAGCGUCGCUAAAGGUGUUACUGGAUGCCACCAGGCCGCACAACGGCGCUGCGACGUCGACCGCCGCCCAUUACUCCGGUGCCUCGUCGAAAGAGACCACUCUGCAGCUGCAGCAAGGCUCCCAGGGCACCACCACGACCACCACUACGACGACCACCACCGCUGGCACCACCGCCGGCAUCCAGGAACUUCCCAACGGUGGUAUAGCCGCUGGCCUCGACGCGGGCCUCGAUUCGGGAGAGGAGGAUGAACCUCCAGACGAAGCAUUGGACAUGGGCUGGCCCAGCAGUCCCAGGAAGAGACUCACUUACAUUUUGGUCGCACCGAUUCUGUUCCCUCUGUGGCUGACGUUACCGGACACGAGGACACCCAAAGGAAAAAAAUUCUUCGCGGUGACGUUCAUCGGCUCGAUCUGCUGGAUCGCGGCGUAUUCGUACCUGAUGGUCUGGUGGGCGAAUGUCGCCGGCGACACGAUUCGCAUCCCGCCGGAAGUGAUGGGACUGACGUUCCUCGCCGCCGGUACCAGCAUCCCAGACCUGAUCACCAGCGUGAUCGUCGCGCGAAAAGGAUUCGGCGACAUGGCCGUCUCGAGCUCCGUUGGCAGCAACAUCUUCGACGUGACCGUUGGGUGA